Molecule: messenger RNA, 2072 nt
Organism: Neomonachus schauinslandi (Hawaiian monk seal)
Lineage: Eukaryota; Metazoa; Chordata; Mammalia; Carnivora; Phocidae
Gene: FMO5
Product: flavin containing dimethylaniline monoxygenase 5
Exons: 9
Coding region: 82-1683 (533 amino acids)
Molecular function (GO): NADP binding; N,N-dimethylaniline monooxygenase activity; flavin adenine dinucleotide binding
Source: RefSeq, a predicted model, not a curated record
AAGUGCAGCGCAGCCUCUGGAUGGCAGCUGAAGGAUCGGCCAGGUUACAUUGAUCUAGCCUGGUAAAGAUAUCGGGAGACCAUGACCAAGAAAAGAAUUGCAGUGAUUGGGGGAGGUGUGAGUGGGCUCUCCUCUAUCAAGUGCUGCCUGGAGGAAGGCCUGGAGCCAGUCUGCUUUGAAAGGACGGAUGACAUUGGAGGGCUCUGGAGGUUCCAGGAAAAUCCUGAAGAAGGAAGGGCCAGUAUUUACAAAUCAGUGAUCAUCAACACAUCUAAGGAGAUGAUGUGCUUCAGUGACUAUCCCAUCCCAGAUCAUUAUCCUAACUUCAUGCACAACUCCCAGAUCCUCGAGUAUUUCAGGAUGUAUGCCAAAGAAUUUGAUCUUCUAAAGUAUAUUCGCUUUAAGACCACUGUGUGCAGGGUGAAGAAGCAGCCUGAUUUCUCCACUUCAGGCCAAUGGGAGGUAGUCACAGAAUCUGAAGGGAAAAAGGAGGUAAAUGUCUUUGAUGGAGUCAUGGUUUGCACUGGCCAUCACACCAAUGCUCACUUACCCUUGGAAAGCUUUCCUGGAAUUGAAAAGUUCAAAGGACAGUACUUCCAUAGCCGAGACUAUAAGAAUCCAGAUAUUUUCACUGGAAAGAGAGUCAUUAUAAUUGGGAUUGGGAAUUCUGGAGGGGAUCUGGCUGUGGAAAUUUCCCACACAGCCAAGCAGGUUUUCCUCAGCACCAGGAGAGGGGCUUGGAUCCUGAAUCGUGUAGCAGACUAUGGUUAUCCUUUUGAUGUGUUAUUCUCUUCUCGAUAUAAGCAUUUUCUUUCGAAGAUUUGUGGUCAAUCAUUAGUAAACAGUUUUUUGGAGAAAAAGAUGAACCAAAGGUUUGACCACAAGAUGUUUGGCCUAAAGCCUAAACACAGAGCUCUGAGUCAACAUCCAACGGUGAAUGAUGACCUGCCAAAUCGUAUAAUAUCUGGCUUGGUGAAGGUGAAAGGAAACGUGAAGGAAUUCACAGAAACGGCUGCCAUAUUUGACGAUGGCUCCAGGGAGGACCACGUGGAUGCUGUCAUCUUUGCCACAGGCUAUACCUUUGCCUUCCCUUUUCUUGAAGAUUCUGUCCAAGUAGUCAAAAACAAGAUUUCCCUAUAUAAAAAGGUCUUCCCUCCAAACCUGGAAAAGCCAACUCUUGCAAUCAUAGGCUUGAUCCAGCCCUUGGGUGCCAUUAUGCCCAUUUCAGAGCUGCAAGGACGCUGGGUCACUCAAGUAUUUAAAGGGCUAAAGACAUUGCCCUCACAAAGUGAAAUGAAAGCAGAAAUAACUAAGGCUCAAGAGGAAAUUGCUAAAAGGUAUGUGGAGAGCCAACGCCAUACCAUUCAGGGAGACUAUAUAGAUACCAUGGAAGAGCUUGCUGAUCUGGUGGGCGUCAGGCCCAAUCUGCUGUCUCUGGCCUUCACUGACCCCAAAUUGGCAGUACAGCUAUUUUGGGGACCCUGCACUCCAAUCCAGUAUCGUCUUCAAGGCCCUGGAAAAUGGGAUGGAGCCCGAAAAGCUAUCCUCACCACAGAAGAUCGUAUCAGGAAGCCAAUGAUGACUAGAGUGAUUGAAAGCAGUAAUUCCACGACUUCAACAAUAACAAUGGCCAGGUUUAUGCUGGCUGUUAUUUUCUUUGCUAUACUUAUGACCUACUUUUAGCUGUGCCAUUUGUCAUUGCCCUACUUUUCUUUGGAAAAUUUGAUCUACAGAUGCCUUAAGAAUCUGAUGAGAUUGAACAACUCUCAGCUUCACAUUACCCAGGAAUCUACUUUUAUUGCUUUUGCCAAAGGAUUAAUCCUCUGUCCUCUUUUCCCUAGAGUGAGAUGCUAGCUUUUCAUUCAUAUUGAUUUCCCUCCCUUCCUUUCAUGACCCAUCACUUUUUCCUUUUAGUAACCCCUGGACUAUGAGCACAGGUAUUCUUUUAGCCAUCUUUGUUUGUCCUUAGCAGACUUCUUUACAUGUGGUAUGUGCUUAAUAAAUGUUUGUUUUCAUUUAUCAAAUAUUAUGGUGGGGAGCAAAAGUCAAUAUCUGUAUAAGAAAUGGGUGAC